This is a messenger RNA of Opisthorchis viverrini, 1236 nucleotides long. RefSeq lists its product as hypothetical. Lineage: Eukaryota; Metazoa; Platyhelminthes; Trematoda; Opisthorchiida; Opisthorchiidae. The coding region runs from base 648 to 1028 and encodes 126 amino acids. The transcript has 2 exons. The record is from RefSeq and is a predicted model, not a curated record.
AUGACAAGCAUGGAAUUUUCUGUACGCCGCUUGGCUCCUGAAGGCAACAGUAUGAUAUCCGACCUUUCCGACGCAGAAUUGGAUUCAGCGCAUGUCGCCGAACAGAAGAAUCAUCACCCUACACCAUCGGUCUACCGUGUGUAUCCAGAAACCGAAAUCUGGCUCAAUGACGAUGCUUCGUCAUCUCGUUCCAAUGUCUACUCAGGAAACCACUUGGAUAUUUUUACAGGACAACGUCGUAGUCAUCAAUAUAAUCUACGCAACAGAGUGGUCCUUUGCCGAGUUGCGGUAUAAACGGAAGGACCGCAUGAGAGUACGCGUGUAUCGCCACUUCUCCAGUCCAGUUUAGUACGGCUUAGAAAUCCACUAACUUUUUGUUUUUAUUGGCCAUCACCGAUGUUUACUCCAAAAACGCUAACUAGACUGAUUCCUUCGAGGAUACCCUAUCGGUCACUCAAGCUGGCCAAGCCGAAUGUGAUUGUACCCAACCUUUAUGAUAAAGCCAAAUAUCGCCUGGGAUUUGGCGACCUUCGGUACCCAACGACUCAGUUGACUGCUGCUGGAGAGAAUAUGUUUGCAGUGUGUGCCGAAUAUCCCGUAUUUGAGGAAUUUGUAGAGACGCUAGGUCUACCGGACACAUUUCAGUCAUGGUUUUCCCUAACGACUUUGCACAUGUGGCUAUGCUUGGUACGUUUGCGGCAGGAAGGGAUCGAGGGUCAACUUCUGAAGCGGCCGUUUGUCAAUGUAAGUUAACCCGUUUCACCCCUAUUGUUGUAGCUCUUCUGGUUAGAUUUGAAACCCCGACUGCGUACGUUCAAGAUUUUACGCAGACACCACUGGCAUAUUACUGCCUUCCGGAUGCAAUUUUUUGGUGCAAUUCUCGCCUACGACGAAGGCUUCUUGGCACACUCCGAUACUCAUUUAUCUGUUGCUUUGUGGCGCAACUUGUUUGUCUCGUCCCCAACAACCACACUUGGCCAACUGGAACAAGCCGUGGACUAUGUUCGGAAGAAUCUGCAACAUCUUGACAAUUUACCCUCAUCCGUUAUAUUACGUUUCGGAACACCAACUUUUCUUCCUUUAAAUGGGACUACGUUGGACAGGGAAUUUGCUCACCAGCGUCUUAUAUACUGUGUUUCCUGGCCUAGUUUUGCGAGGUAGCAUCAAGUAUCCGGCCGCACGCAAUAGUAGCUACAUGAUUUGAGAAUAUUAAAGUGUACAGUGCAAUAAACCCCG